ACGCAAUGAUUAUAUAUAUAUAUACUGUUGUCCAAUAAGAUUUAAGAUAUUGACGCAUUUCUGUUGGUAGCCCUAGUUAGUUUUACAAUUUUGAAUAGUAUGAAUGAUAUUGAUGAUAAAAUAAUUGAUCAUGAAAAGGAAGUUGAGACUCGGAAAUCAGCAGAAGAGAUGGACGAACAACGUCAAAAAACUCUUGCUUACGAGUACCUUUGUCACUUAGAGGAAGCUAAAAAAUGGCUGGAAGCCUGUCUGAGAGAAACUCUCCCACAAACUAUUGAAUUAGAAGAAAACUUAAGGAACGGGGUAUAUUUAGCAAAACUUGCACAUUUUAUGGCACCUGAUUCUUUACCCUUUAAUAAAAUUUAUGACCCUGAACAGAAGCGUUAUACUGCGGUUGGUUUACAGUUUCGUCAUACAGAUAAUAUUAAUUAUUUUUUAAAAUCCUUAAAAACUGUGCAAUUACCAUUGACUUUCCAACCAGAAACUACAGACAUCUAUGAUAAAAAAAAUAUGCCACGCGUUAUAUAUUGCAUUCAUGCUCUUAGUACUCAUUUAUUCAAACUUGGUAGAGCUCCACAGAUUCAGGAUUUGUAUGGAAAAGUGAACUUCACUGACGACGAAAUAAAUGCUGUUAGUAAAGAAUUGAAGAAGUAUGGAAUUCAAAUGCCUUCGUUCCAAAAAAUUGGCGGAUUAUUAGCGAACAGUAUGGAGAUCGAUGCUGUCACGCUUCAUGCUGCGGUAAUAGCAAUUAACCAGGCCAUCACAGAAAAAGAUAAUGUUAAAAUGUUAAUGGCGCUUCAGAAUAAAGUAGUGCAAAUAAAUAAUAUUAACCCUCUCUACAUUAAGGAAUAUGGCGAUACAUUAACAGAGGCAAAGUAUUCUAAGCAACAGGCUGCUCUUAAUAGAUCUCUUAACGAUAGUUAUGUGCCAGAUAUUUAUGAUGAAUUGUUAACUCAAGCAGAAAUUCAGGGACAUAUUAAUUAUGUUAAUGUCGAGUGCGCAGUGAAAAACAUAAGUCGGUCAAUUCAUCAUAACAAUAACGAGUUCGUGAAUGCACUGAGAGCAUCUGCUUUGUGUUUAAAAAACAUUAAGCAUGAAAAUGCUGAAUUAUAUAAAGAACAGUUAAUGCAGUUACUAGAAAGUUCUGAAUGGAAUAAUAUGUAUUCGGAAAGCAAUCAUCAUUUGAAACAAUUGCUUCAGAAAGAAAUUGAUAAAUCAAAUGAAACAGCGCUUAAAUCUCGGAAACGUGAAGAAGGCGUUAAACUCUUAAACUCAACUUUACAAAAUGGUUUGAAGAAUGAGUUCUCUGAGGCCUUAAAAAGUCCGAAAUUGGGAUUGAUCGAACAAAUCGAUGAUUUUGCAAUACCAUUAUAUUACGAAGAAAUGAAAAUCGAUCGUACGGAAUCUCAGAACGACCUUUCAUAUAGUGAUAUUGUAGUGAGUAUUCGUGUAUUGUCAGUGAUCGCAGCGAUCAGUAAAGCUGUAGAUACGGGAAAUCCAGAUUUAGUUUAUCAGUCAUUAGAAAAUCCAGACUGUCAUGUUUCUGGUUUGGAUCAUGAAAACAAAGUGAAGUAUUAUAGAGCACUGUCAGCAGUUCGAUGUGAAAAACAAGCAAUUGCUGAGGAAUGUCCUUUGCUAACGUACAUCGAUAUCCAAGAGUGUAUAGAUGCCGUAAAUCAACAGCGUCAAAAUGACGACGAUGUAAUACAAGUUUUACGUCAACUAAAUGCGGCUGUUGUAGAGAAUGAUCGAGACGGAAUUAUAAUUGCUUUAAAAGAUACCGCUUUGAAGUUGCAGAAGUUUACUUCGCCAGAAGAUGCAUCUCUCUAUUUGAAAUUAUUUAAAAAAUGCCUUACUGAGAAACAUUUUGAUGGUUCUGAAUUAUGGUUAGAAGAUGUAGAAACGAUAACAAAAAUCGUUGCUGCGGAAUCUGAAAAUGUCCAAAAUGCGUGUACGUUUCUGUCACAAGUAAAUUUAGGUUUACAACAAAACGAUAUGUUAUUCACAGUUGAUUGCCUUCAGACGUUUGGUUUUAAAAUAUCAGAUAAAUACAAAACAGAGUGCUUUCAAAGUUUAUGUAACUUACAAAAAAUGAAGAGUAAAAAGUACAAUUGUGCUCUAGUUCGUUAUAUCACUCCUAAAGGCAACGAAUCGUACUUGGAUUUGAAAAAGUAUAAUUAUACUUGGGAUUGUCCAAAAAAUAUAUCGGAAACAUAUUAUAUCAACAUGGAAGAUAUCAAGGAAAUAAUAAAAAGUACUACCGCAAGAGAACACGAAGAGCAUAAAAUCAGCAAACGGAUAGUUCGAUUGCAAGCUUGCAUACGAGGAUAUUUAUUACGAAAAAAAAUUUCUGUUAGAUUUGCAUAUUUUUAUGACAACGUAGAUAAAGUUAUUAAAAUACAAGCCUGGUGGCGCGGUAUAUUACAACGUAAACGAUACGCCAAAUUAUUAACAGAAAGAAGAAAUUAUAGUAGUGAAAAAUUUUCCAGUAACUGUUUAAGAAUUAAAAAUAAGUAUGCAAAUGUAUUAGAUUACUAUAAACAACAUGAGGAAAAGAUAAUAAAGAUACAAGCUUUGUGGCGUGGCCGUGCAGAAAGACGAGCGUUUCACUCAUUGUUGUACAUGGAAAAACCACCAUUUCCUGUUGUCCGACAUUUUUCUGCACUUCUAAAUUUUAAUGCAGAAGAUUAUGACAGAGAUUUACAAUUACAACAAUUAAAACACGAAGUGGUACAAAACAUACGGCAUAAUCAAACUUUAUCGCAACAAUUGGAUAGUAUGGACAUAAAAAUUGGUUUGCUUAUUCAAAAUAGGAUCACGCUACAAGAUGUUGUAGCACAUGGGAAGAGUUUAGAAACACUUGCGAAGCAGAAAAAUUCAACUAGAGAUCAGAAGAAUGUUUUAUCAGAUAGUACUAUUUCGCAUAAAGGUUUGAAAUCUUUAACAAAAGAAGGUCGAAAAAUGUUAGAGGGGUAUCAGCAUCUAUUCUAUGCGUUACAAACUAAUCCAACAUAUUUAUCGAAGAUUUUAUUUCUUUUGCCGCAAAGCAAAACGAAUAAGUUUCUUCAAAAUGUUAUUUUAACGUUAUAUAAUUUCGGAUCAAAUAUAAGAGAAGAGUAUUUAUUAUUGAAACUUUUUGGCAGUGCAUUACAAGAAGAAAUUAGGUGUAAAUUUCAAAAACCGUCUGAAGUCGUAACUGGAAAUCCACUCGUCUUAAAAAUGGUAGUGAAUUACGCACGACAAUUACAUGGUCAAAGAGCUUUACGACAAAUUGUUGGGCCAAUCAUUGAAAAGAUAUUAGCCGACCGAACAUUGAAUAUAGAAACGAAUCCCGUUGAUAUUUAUAAGUGUUGGAGGAAUCAAUUAGAAAUGGAGACUGGAGAAACACUGAAUCUUCCAUAUACGGUAACGCAACAACAAGCUUUAAAUUACGAACAGGUACGAAUCAGAUUAAAUAAAGGGAUUCAAUUGUUGCAAAGUACCGUCUUAGAAUUCUUAACUAAAAUAACAGAAUCUCGAGAUCUAAUACCAUACGGAAUGUUAUACAUGGCGAAAAUUUUAAACGAUUCUUUGACUGAAAAAUUUCCAAACGCUCCGGAAAAAGAUAUUCUCAAAGUAGUUGGAAACUUGAUUUAUUAUCAUUUCAUUAACGCAGCUAUCGUAGCUCCAGAUGCUUUCGACAUAAUUACCUUACCGAUUGAUAGAUCAUUGUCAAACGAUCAAAGGAGAAAUUUAGCCAGCAUUGCAAAAAUACUACAAUUUGCUGCUUCUAAAAAGGGGUUUGGAGAGGAAGCCACACAUUUAGUGUGUCUGAACUCUUUUAUAAUCGAAUGCCACGAAAAAUUUAAAAAAUUCUUUCGUUUUUGUUGCCAAAUUGAAGAUUUGGAAGAACAUUUCUGUAUUCAUGAGUACACCGAGGCCACGCUUAUUCAGAAGCCUGAGAUCUAUAUUUCCUUACAAGAAAUUUGCGAUACUCACUGCCUCAUGUUAGAGUAUCAAGACCAAAUAGCGCCAGAUCCAAUGGAUCCCUUGCAUGAUUUGUUAGAUGAUUUAGGACCUGCACCUACCGUCGCAUCUCUGCUAGGAAUCUCCGAUACGAUGUGUGAGGCAAAUUUAAUACGGUUUGGAAAAACGGAGGUAUGUCUGGUACUUACCAACAAAUUUCAAGUACCCGAAGAUGAAGAUGCUAGUUUAAACAAACUUUUUAUAAAAACUAAAGAGCUAUUGGUUUCUGUACUCCAAUUCUUGAAAGGACAAACACUAGUAGAGGCUUUGGAAACCACUUGUUCUCCUGUUCAAGAGAAACUCUAUGAUGUUAAGUGUUCUAGUUUAUCGCCCACUCUAAGUAUCAUUCACAAAAGUUCGUCUUUAAAUGAUUGUAAACUUCAACUUCGUGCUUACCUUAAUAAACUUGAACUUGGAGGAUGGGUGAGUCGAUCGGAUGGAUAUCAGACUAUUAUAACAGCCGUAUCUAAAGAUCUUUGUAACAAAGGAAAGUACCGAAUCAUCCGAAAUAAAGAAUUACAAACUUUACGCAUAACUAAACAAAGACUGGAAGAAAAGUGCAAAUAUUACCAGGAACAGGUAGAAUAUUAUAACGAAUAUAUACAACGUUGCUUGGAGAACUUGCAUACGGGAAAAGGAUCUUUACGAGCAUUUAAAGCCAUUCAAAAGAAUAAUCAUGGCAAGUUACGGUCUAAAAUGACAUUGAAAUAUUCAGCGGCCAAGCUACAAGAGAAAGGAAUAUUAUUAGAAGUGGAUGGACUUCCACAAUCACAAUUUAAGAACGUAAUUUUCGAGAUCAGCCCAACAGAGCAUACCGGAUUAUUUAAUGUGCGGUGUAAAUUUAUGGGAGUAGAAAUGGAGAAAGUUGAUAUUGAUAUACAAAAGCUGCUUGAACUACAAUUUGAGGGUUCACCGAUUAUGGACAUGUUCGGUAAAGCGAAAGUUAACGUGAACUUAUUACUAUAUUUACUAAAUCGAAAAUUUUAUGGUAAAACUUGAAAGAAAAUAUGAAAUACGUCGUUUAUCGAUAUGACAGUUAUGCACUUGUGCAAUGUUUUAUUUUAAUUAUGAGUUUUUAAACAGACACGUUGAGCUUUAACUUUUAUAUAGCCUACGAGGAUUCAAAAUUCGAUUUGUAAUUUUCGUAUAAUUUUUAGAAACACGAUUAAUUUUUGUAAAUAAUUGUACUUAUAAGAAUUGAAAUUUUUUAUACGAGAUUUGUUGGUAUAUAUUAUAAUUGAUCGAUAUGAUGUAACAAUGCAACGAAAUGUAUAAAUUUUACAGGAUCUUGUAAAUUAUAAGAUUAUGUACAAGGUAAAAUCAGCCUAUACUGAUUUAAUUACCUUUUAAUCCCACGUUACGUCGUCAGUAUUGUGUAUGUCAGUUACAUUUUAAUAAUAAUACAUCAAAGAAUCUAUUAGAAUACAUAUGUUUAAAUUAGAAUUUUUUAAGAGAAUGUAUUUUUUUUAAUUUUUAUAAAAAUAAGUAAACUAAUGAUAGUAAACAGUAUUAUCAUGAGAAUACUCUUUUCCUUGGUUUUAUUUUUAUAACCAAAUUAAAUUGCAGCCGUGUACUAUUCUUAGAUCUCUCUUUUUCAAUAAAGGUCUGUUCGGAUAUAGUUGUUUAUAUUUUUAUACCGUUAAAAUAAGGUAAGGCAUAUUCUCAGAAAUUUCUAAACAAGAACAAUAGGCUAUCCAUUAUUAUUCAUAUAUUCUAUAUACAUAACUUAUAUUAUUACUUAAAUAUUGGACAACCUAGUGUUUUUGUGCACUUUAUAAAAUCUAAAGUCGAAUCAUUUGAACACAAACCCGAAAUUUCGAUUGUGUGUAUAUUUGAUACAAUAAAUUCUAUUUUAUAAAAUAUACUACAUAAGGGCCUGUUUAGUGGAUACUAGCAAAUAAGCCUGCACAUUCAAAAUUAAAUCGAUCAAGAUAAAUUAUAAUUUCUUCGUUAGCUUGCAUAUUUUGUUAAUAAUUAAAUAUGAUUUAAUUCGUUUUAAACAUGCAAUUAAGAUUUUUAAAUACAAUCAGAACAUUAAAAUGCGUGUACCAAUAAGAAAUAAACGGAAAGUAAUUUUACUUUAUAUAUAUAUAUACGUACACGCACACACGCACACACACAUACACACGUAUAUAUGUAUACAUACAUACAUAUAUAAAUAUAUACGCAUAUACAUACACACAUAUAAAUGCUACAUACACAGAGAUUAAAGUAUGCAAGCUUAGAUGGUCGUUGAUAAUACGUUGGUACACAAGCUCCUCUAUUUAUAAUUACAAAAUCAUUGUAGGUAAACAACUCGUAUCGUAUUAUAAAUAUUUUUUUUACAUAUUCGUUUUCUCGAAGUUUUGUUUUUACUCAACUUUAUUAUACAAAUCUGCCUUUACACAAUUUACGUGACAGAUGCUAACAUCCAGGUACUGCGUCACGAGGUAUCUUGAAAGACAUUUUUAUAACUUAUGGGGCACAAAAUGUCAGUAAUAUUAUAAUUAGCUUUCACAUCUUUUUCUUCGUUUUUUUUGUUUCAUUUUUUUUUCUUUUCAUUGAAUCAAAUAUUUUAGUAAUUCUAAUGUAAUUAAUUAUGUGCAAGCAGUACAGUUUCUUAAAUCCUCCACGAAGCAGGCCAUAAAGUGCAUUUCGUGUAUUAUUAACCAUAUAGUAUAUAUAUCACCAUAGUAUUAAUUUUUAUAAUAAAUAGCAUAAUAACAUUAAUU
Megachile rotundata (alfalfa leafcutting bee) is the source of this 6716-nucleotide messenger RNA. RefSeq names its product ras GTPase-activating-like protein IQGAP1. Gene Ontology annotation, molecular function: GTPase activator activity; actin filament binding; calmodulin binding. The record is from RefSeq and is a predicted model, not a curated record. Gene Ontology annotation, biological process: regulation of GTPase activity; mitotic actomyosin contractile ring assembly actin filament organization. Gene Ontology annotation, cellular component: cell cortex. NCBI's taxonomy places the organism in Eukaryota, Metazoa, Arthropoda, Insecta, Hymenoptera, Megachilidae.